Messenger RNA from Cordyceps militaris CM01, 378 nucleotides. RefSeq lists its product as uncharacterized. The transcript has 2 exons. Lineage: Eukaryota; Fungi; Ascomycota; Sordariomycetes; Hypocreales; Cordycipitaceae. The coding region runs from base 1 to 378 and encodes 125 amino acids. The record is from RefSeq and is a predicted model, not a curated record.
AUGUGCAUUGGAUUGGCCGACACAUUCUUCAACGCAGUGUCCUACUUGACCUCGAGACAUGUUCUUAUACGAGAAGCCUUUCCUCGCAACGGCUCCGAGGUUGCUCAACAGGCGGCAUCGUCGCAGCUAAACCGACCAAUGAAAACCAAACCUCGCUCUUCUAGAACCGAGGCAGAGCCAUGUCGAGACACAGACAGCCUCGGUUUUACUUCGUACAUCGAUCAGCAAUGUCAGGAAACUGUGCUUCAUGGAUCUGAAUGCAUGUCGACGAACAAGACGACUAGUGCGGCGGCGCACAGUCCAGACCCGGCUCUCUGGAGCGCGCCGAGGAAAAGGUCACUCGCAGCACCCAAUGGCGAUACCUUCGCGGCGCCAUGA